AUGGACUUCAGCAACGACACGGCUCUCGAAGCGGCGAAGCGAGACGGCACCAGGCUGCCCGCCGCGCGAGAAGACGGCCCAGCCGACGGCGUCUGCUGCAACCAGGGCAAGACACUGAGCGACGGCGACAUCGUCAACGGCCAGCGUUGGCCAACCCCCGCAAGCAGUUCUCUGGGAAAGUCACUAGACCAACGCGACGAUGGUAUUCCGGAACAGUGCAUUGAUCUUGCCAGGCAAGGCGGCGUUUGUCCUCUCGUAUCAACUACAAGCUCCAAAUUCCGGCGCGUGGACGACCACUGCGUGAGGAACACCUUCGAUGCCUGUCAACUGGAUCCCGGAGAACUUCCCAGCCCCAAUGCCACCGACGAGGAGGAGGAAGAAAAGAAGAUGACGAAGCUGCUCCUCGCACUCAAGGGCCUCCUGAAGCCCAAGACCUUCAUCCGCAUACUAAAGGAAAAGAAGACGCCGCAGGAUCCGGAAGGGCAGGCGGAGAUGCAGAAAACCGCCGCUAGGAUGCGCGAGCAGCUUGGAGACGAAUUGACAGACUACGCCCAGUCGAUCACUACCAAAUACGAGGGUCCCAACGGGGCGAAGAAGUUCGCGAAGAAGUGGUCGAAGCGACUGGCCAAGGGGACGUUUGCCGGUUUUCUGGGGGUCUUCCAAGUAAUCAACAUUGCCCUCGGGGCGGCCCUCUACGCCAUCCUGAUCGUGUUGUAUGUAGUGCUCGGCAUCGUGGUGGGAAUACCUGCCCUGGUCAUUUCGGUCGCAGCCUCUUAG
Messenger RNA from Anthostomella pinea, 777 nucleotides. NCBI's taxonomy places the organism in Eukaryota, Fungi, Ascomycota, Sordariomycetes, Xylariales, Xylariaceae. The record is from the annotation of a GenBank genome assembly.